This is a messenger RNA of Chrysemys picta bellii (western painted turtle), 1578 nucleotides long. Lineage: Eukaryota; Metazoa; Chordata; Testudines; Emydidae. The record is from RefSeq and is a predicted model, not a curated record.
UCGUGCCAGGCAGAUAAGGGAGAGACGGAGCCUGGGACAGGGACAGAGAGCGAAAGAAAGAAAGAAGCAGAGAGACGGCGUGAAGGGCUGGAGCAGGGGGCAGAGGGCCGGGCAGGGAGGACGGAGGGAACAUGAAAGAGGAAAAAGAAGGGAAAAACCCAAGCGCUCAAAAGGCCGGGUGUGAGAUAGGAGCUUGCCCCCACCCUCCCCCACCUGCCAUGUCUGCCCCCCCGGUGCCAUCCGACCACGUGACAGUGAACAUGGCCACGGAAGAGGUCCAGAUCCAGCUAUGCCCGGACCCACGUCUGGUGAGCACGACCACAGGAGGCGUGGAAGGCGCCUGCCACCACUGCCUCCUGCCCUUCAGCGUGGUGGCGCUGCUGAUUGGGGUGGCAGUGACGGCCGUGGCCUACGCCCAGGACACCCACGGCUCGGUGCUGUCAGUGCUGGGAUUGGCCCUGCUGGGUGCCGGGGCGCUGGGCCUGGCUGGGAGCUACCUGGCCUACCGCUGCCGGGGCCGCAAGAUCAGGGGCUGGAGACGCGGCAGCUUCACCCUGUUGGUGGGGGACCAGCUGCAGAAAAAGGUGGUGGUGUGAGAGUCCGAUCCUGGCCAGCGUGGGACACCAGUCCGGGUUCUGCCUCCAUCCCAAGUCCGAUUCGGGCCGGCGUGGGUAUCCGGGCCGGGUUCUGCCACCACCCAGAGUCCCCUGACUGAGCCAUCCCACCUCCUGCUGCAUGGGACCUGCCCUGUGUUGUGUGUCAUUGCCCCUGUACCACAGGUCGCGGGGGAUUCACCUUUAAACCCAACACUCCCUCGCCCAACUCUCCUGCCUACUGACAUCACAGCCUCCAGCCCUGCCUCAGACUCCGGUUGCAGCCCUCUUGCCGCAUGAACUACACAUCCAUGGGCCCAUCUAGCGUGGCAUCCCGCCUCCAGCAACAACCAGCAUCUGCUGCUGUGGCGGAAAGGCCUGAGACGCCCCCGCACCCCACGUGCGAUUAUGGAAUAAUUCACCUGGACACUGCGCUCCUGCCCUUGCUGAGAAUCCUGUGGCCGGGAGUUCCGCAGGCCGUGCAAAAAAAUAUCUCGCCCGCAUCUAUUCUCCUCCCUGCUGUUUUGAUUUAAAGGGCCAGCCCAGAGCUCAGACAGUGGACAGGGUCCAGGUAGAGGAGGUCUCUGCCCCUGCUCAGGGGCUGGGUUAGUUAUGAAGGUUUCUGAGGAGGGUAGCGCUUUGGAGCUGGGUAGAUCAGCUGCUGCAGCCCCCUCUGGGGUGGGGAGUGGGGGCUGGUUAUACGGGGAUCCCCCCCGCAGUCCCUGAGCGCAGCGCCCCCUAGGGCCGCUCUGGGGCACCAGGGCCCUGGGUGGUGCCCGGCCGGGUGGGACCCGCCCAGUUGUUGCCAUCUCAGUGUAAACAGCGAGAGCUUAUCAGCCCCGGGCUGGGCUCCGGCCAGGUCAGCGCAUUGUUCGCAGCCUUGUGCCCGGCCGUGCCCGGCGCCCCCCGGCUUAUCUGCCUCCCGCACAGGGGCUGGGGGGGGGCUGAGGUUAGAGGAAGCAUGUGGGGGGGGCAGCACCCUGGA